AUGCGGCUCCUUGAUCUCCCACGCGAGCUUCUACUAGUUAUUGGACGCGAACUCCAUUCACAAAGCGACCUAGCAACAUUCUUAAGGGCAAAGCGAUACCUCUACAGUUUACUAACCCCCGAGCUCUACCACCGCCGCGAUGGAGCUCCGAAAUACCUGCUCUGGGCGGCAACGAUUGACCGACCCGAAACUCUAGAGAGAGCGCGGUCCCUUGGACACCACGGUGCGGAUUAUACUGCAGCACGUUUUACGCGACCGGAUUCGCUGAAAUUGCUGAUUGACGCUGGUUACGAUGUCAAUCUGAAGAGUUUCGAUUGCGGAUACACGCCGCUAUACGAAGGUUGA
Messenger RNA from Pseudogymnoascus destructans, 345 nucleotides. RefSeq lists its product as uncharacterized. Bases 1 to 345 code for a protein of 114 amino acids. The record is from RefSeq and is a predicted model, not a curated record. Lineage: Eukaryota; Fungi; Ascomycota; Leotiomycetes; Thelebolales; Thelebolaceae. The transcript has a single exon.